Lacerta agilis (Sand lizard) is the source of this 3124-nucleotide messenger RNA. It is a transcript of the gene CHUK, whose product is annotated as component of inhibitor of nuclear factor kappa B kinase complex. The transcript is spliced from 21 exons. The record is from RefSeq and is a predicted model, not a curated record. Bases 58 to 2301 code for a protein of 747 amino acids. Gene Ontology annotation, biological process: peptidyl-serine phosphorylation; positive regulation of transcription by RNA polymerase II; tumor necrosis factor-mediated signaling pathway. Lineage: Eukaryota; Metazoa; Chordata; Lepidosauria; Squamata; Lacertidae. Gene Ontology annotation, cellular component: IkappaB kinase complex; cytoplasm. Gene Ontology annotation, molecular function: ATP binding; IkappaB kinase activity.
GCUGUGAGGCGAGCGGCGGGACUCGGGGGCGGCGCAGGCCGCGCGGAGGGAGGGAGGAUGGAGAGGCCGCCGUCCCUCCGCGGGGGUCCGCCCGGCAGCGCCGCCUGCGAGCCUUGGGAGAUGCGGGAGCGGCUCGGCACCGGCGGCUUCGGCAACGUCUCGCUCUACCAGCACCGGGAUCUGGGUACGAAGAUAGCAAUCAAGUCAUGUCGCUUGGAACUAAGUGUGAAAAACAAAGAUCGGUGGUGCCAUGAGAUCCAGAUCAUGAAAAAGCUGAACCAUCCCAAUAUUGUAAAAGCCUGUGAAGUGCCUGACGAGAUGAAUUUCCUUGUCAACGAUGUCCCACUUUUGGCUAUGGAAUAUUGCUGCAAAGGAGAUCUCAGGAAGCUGUUGAACUUACCGGAAAAUUGCUGCGGCCUUAAAGAGAGUCAAAUACUUUCUCUUCUUAGCGACAUCGGUUAUGGUAUCCAGUACUUGCAUGAAAACAGAAUAAUACACAGGGACCUAAAACCUGAGAAUAUUGUUCUUCAGGAAGAAGGUGGAAAAAUAAUUCACAAAAUAAUAGACUUGGGAUAUGCCAAGGAUCUGGAUCAAGGAAGCUUAUGCACAUCUUUUGUUGGGACCUUACAGUAUUUGGCACCAGAACUCUUUGAUAAUAAGCCAUAUACAACUUCUGUAGACUUCUGGAGCUUUGGAACUGUUGUCUUUGAGAGCAUUGCAGGAUUUAGACCAUUUUUACACAACCAGCAGCCUUUUACCUGGCAUGAUAAAAUCAAGAAGAAGGAUCCGAAAUACAUUUUUGCAUGGGAAGAGAUGACUGGGGAAGUUAGAUUCAGUCCUCAUCUGCCAAAUCCCAACAGCCUCUGCAGUAUAAUUGUAGAAAUGAUGGAGAGCUGGCUGCAACUGAUGCUAAAUUGGGAUCCACAGCAGAGAGGGGGUGGUCCAGAUCCAGAAACUGGUAAUUUGAGAUGUUUCCAAUUAAUGGAUCAAAUACUGGGUUUGAAGAUAGUUCACAUCUUAAAUAUGACUUCUGCCAAGAUCCUGUCUUUUUCAUUGCUCCCCGAGGAAAGUCUCCAUUCUCUUCAGUCUCGCAUUGAGUCGGAGACCGGGAUCAGCACAGGGAACCAGGAGCUUUUGCUUGAGAUGGGAAUUUGCCUUGACCCUCGGAAGCCAGCCUCUCAGUGUGUUAUUGAUGGCGUAAGAGGCUGGGAUAGCUACAUGGUUUAUUUGUUUGAUAAAAGCAAAACUAUCUACGAAGGCCCCUUUGCUUCUAGGAGUCUGUCCGAGUGUGUAAAUUAUAUUGUGCAAGAGAGCAGAAUUCAGCUGCCCAUUGUGCAGCUUCGUAAGAUAUGGGCUGAAGCUGUGCAUUACAUCAUUGGACUAAAAGAAGAUUACAGCCGGCUGUUCCAGGGGCAAAGAGCUGCAAUGCUGAGUCUUCUCAGGUACAAUGCCAAUUUAACCAAAAUGAAAAACAACAUGGUGUCGGCGUCUCAGCAACUGAAAGCAAAGCUGAAAUUCUUUCAGCAGAGCAUCCACCUUGACUUGGAGAAAUACAGUGAUCAGAUGACAUACGGAAUAUCCUCGGAAAAGAUGCUGAAAGCCUGGAAAGAAAUGGAAGAAAAGGCCUUGCAGUGUGAACAGGCUGGAGAUAUUGGCUACUUGGAUGAGCAGAUCAUGGCUUUGCACACUGAGAUUGUAGAACUGCAGAGGAGUCCCCAUGCACGGCGUCAGGGCGAACUCAUGGAAAAUCUUGAGCAAAGAGCUAUAGAACUCUACAAGCAAUUAAAACCAAGACCCCCAGAUCAUUCCUACAGUGACAGCACAGAGAUGGUGAAGAUCAUAGUCCAUACAGUUCACACUCAAGAUCGCGUGCUCAAGGAACUCUUCAAACAUCUUAGCAAACUGUUGGGUAGUAAACAGAAGAUUAUUGAUUUGCUUCCAAAGAUUGAAGUGGCUCUGAAUAAUAUCAAAGAGGCUGACAAUUCAGUGAUGCAGAUGCAAGCGAAAAGGCAGCGGGAAAUCUGGCAUUUGCUGAAAAUUGCUUGUACCCAGAGUUCUGCUAAAUCUCCUGUUAGUUCCAAUGUGGAUGGCACAAUUACAUCCUCAGUGCCUGCAUUGCUCUCACCAGGAAAUGCUCUUCAACCUCUUUCUUCUAUGGAAACAUCUAGAAAUGUGCCACCAUUUGCACAUUUGAUAGAAGAAAAUCUAAGCUACCUCGACAAUUUUAGCACUAUUAUACAAGAAGCAAAACGUGACCAGAAUAACAGCAUGAUGAGUCUCGAUUGGAAUUGGCUAAAUUAGCUGAGUGUGUGAACAGAACUUGAGAGAAUUCGCAGUUGUGCUCUGUGCGCAUCUGUCCCGUCCUGGAUUUAUGAUCACCUCCUAAACGCAACUGCCACUGCCUGAGAACCUUGCAGUUGAGGAUGGCAUUUUCAUACAUACCUGCUAAAUCGUUCUUGAGUGGCUCCAACCCUCUAAUAGAGUUCUGCAGCUGCUGUAGUCAGUCAGCGGUCUUAUACCCCUUUGCAACAAACAUCAAGGUCUGAUGGUUUUCUUUAGAAUUCCUCUUUCUCUUUAAUUAAUUGAGACCUUGUCAGACGUUGCCAUGCUAUAUUUGUCCAGUCCUGCUGGAGCUUCUUGGAAAGUUGGCUGCCCCUGCUUUUCACACUAAGAUGUAUAGUCCUGAUGGAGUCAUGGGGGGCAUAUAGUGCAAUGUAAUGAAAUGAAAUGUACAAAGAAAUAAUACAAAUUGCCCUACAAGUAGUUACUGAAUUCUACUAAGGCAGGAACUAGAGAGAAGACAUGGAAAAGUCUGUAAAUAGUUUGUAACAUGGUUUGUGAACUGGUUCCCCCUUUUCUCUCUGGUUCCUUAAAAAAUGAUGGAUAUUCUUUCAGCAUGGGUGGGGAAUCUAUGGCCCUCCAGGUGUACUUCCAACCCUAUCAGUCCUAGCCAAUUGUUUGAGAAGAUGGGAGUUGUAGUCCAACAUCGUACGUGAAAGGACACAGGGUCCACCAUCCCUGCAACAUGGAAUAUUUUGAUUAUAUAUCAUCUAUUUUUAAAUAUGUUGAUUUUUGUAUUACCUGACUUCAACCUAACUAGGGUGGGUUGCAAAUGUAAAAAAAA